Molecule: messenger RNA, 1038 nt
Organism: Australozyma saopauloensis
Lineage: Eukaryota; Fungi; Ascomycota; Pichiomycetes; Serinales; Metschnikowiaceae
Gene: PTC4
Product: type 2C protein phosphatase
Exons: 1
Coding region: 1-1038 (345 amino acids)
Biological process (GO): protein dephosphorylation
Molecular function (GO): cation binding; protein serine/threonine phosphatase activity
Source: RefSeq, a predicted model, not a curated record
AUGGGGCAACUUCUCUCCCACCCGGUGGAAGAGAAGGCGAUUGAUUUCCGCUCCUUUGAUUCAAUGACUUAUUGCAUAGGGUCCAUGCAAGGAUAUCGUAUGACCAUGGAGGAUGCACAUGAUGUCAGGAUAUCGGAGGACGAGUCGCUAGCAGUCUUUGGCGUAUUUGAUGGCCAUGGAGGAAAGGACGUUGCCGAGCUUCUUCGUAAAAGACUUGUUGCAUCGGUUUUCAAGGAAUUGAACAUUCUUGUCAGGGCCAACAAAAACGUUGAGUUGGCCACACUUACUAAAACCAUCAAGAACUGCUUCUUUGCGGUGGACUCCGGAUUACCGGAGCCUGCUGCCAGUAAUUGUGGAUCCACCGCCAUCGUGACUACGAUUGUGGCCAACAAAUAUGUAAUUGUAUCCAACACCGGUGAUUCGCGGUCAAUUUUAUCUAUGAAAGGAGGUCUCCCCAAGAACCUUUCUUUCGAUCACAAACCAUCCAACAUGGGUGAGCGCGUCAGAAUCGAAAACAGUGGUGGUUAUGUCAUCAAUUCGCGCGUUAAUGAGAUUCUUGCAUUGUCUCGUGCGUUUGGCGAUUACAAAUUCAAGCUACCCUGGCUUCAAUUGGCUGCGCCUGGCAAUAAUAAUUCCUUUUUGGAGCAAAACCGCAAGUUGGUCAAGAACAAUUUGGUUGCGCUACCGCCAGAGUUGUAUCAAGUCACGGUUGAACCGGAGUUCGUGAUCUAUGACAUCGCGGCACUCUCCAACCCAGAGUUUGUGGUUUUGGCUUGUGAUGGUAUCUGGGACUGCUACACUAACAACCAAUUGAUACUGCUUAUACGCAAGAAGCUCCGUGAUCGCUGGUCCUUACAGCAUAUUACUGAGUACAUUUUGAACGAUUGUAUCAGCAUGGCCUCUAGUGCAACUGGUAUUGGUUUUGAUAAUAUGACAUUGAUGAUAAUUGCGAUCCACCCAGACAGUACAAUGGACGAUUGGAGCAUAAUGAUGGAGAAACGAGUUAAUGAAGAGGAGAUGCGGGCAGAGGCUGCUUAG